Molecule: messenger RNA, 1095 nt
Organism: Trematosphaeria pertusa
Lineage: Eukaryota; Fungi; Ascomycota; Dothideomycetes; Pleosporales; Trematosphaeriaceae
Exons: 3
Coding region: 1-1095 (364 amino acids)
Source: RefSeq, a predicted model, not a curated record
AUGUCACCCCGGCAAUCCGCAUCUCUCCAACCCAAUUUCCCAGGUCCAAGUAGUUCCAGACACGCCAAAAAAGUCAUGUACCGAGAAAGACAAAGGUCUUCUAGUCCAGAUCAGUCUUCCAACCUCGCAGAGUUCGUCGUCAACAUAACCUCCUUCCUCAAGGAGACAUUGCUGAAGGCGAUUGUGGACACCUCCAACGAAAACAAUAAACAAUUGAACGAAAGCAACAACCAAAUGAUAUCCCAACUCCGCGGCAUCCAAGAUGCGAUCCAGUCCUGCGACCCGAACGUCACCAACGCUCUCGCGAGUCCUGCAAGCUACCAAGAUCUUCUUGAAUUCAAGCGCGUCGUCCUGCAGAGCCUGGUCAACCAGAACCAGUCACUAUUGGAGAUGAAGACAGGCCAAAGCAUGCUCGACGACAAACUCCGGCGCCUCGUAACUCUCGUCGACGAGCAGUUGACCGCCCUUUCGCAGGGGGCCGGAACCGGCCCUUCUCUCGCCUCGGUCGCAGCAGACGUGGAGGCCGUCGAAAAGCUCCUGAGGAGACACCGGCCGGGUCUCGAACAGCUGGAGAAGAUGUCGGAAUUCCGGCGCCGACUUCUCCACAUCGAGGAGCUCGCAGCACCAAUGGCAACGCUUGAGACCAGCAUCAAGACGCAGUUUGGAUCUGUUCACAAGAAGUUCUCUGACAUGGACGGGAAGAUGACAGACCUGGAGCGCUCCGUUUCCGACCUCGCCAACUCGCACUCCGCACCGGCGACUGCGCCUUCUCAGCCGCCCCUCAACCCCGAGACGUUCGCCACCGCGGUCAUGGAGAACAUGCGUCCCGCGGUUACGAGCAUGGUGCACGAGUCCAUGGCGAGCUUCGACUGGUCCCGAAUCCAGGUCCCCAUUCCCAUACCGACUCCCACCACCGAGAAGCAACCCCCCACCAUCUCGGACAGCGAGAAAGAUACUCAGAUCGCAGACCUCAGCACGCAUCUCGCCUCCGCCCAGGACGAAGUUGCCACGCUCAAGGACGGCAUGGCAGCCUUGCAGCAAGACCACGCCUCCUCCCGGGAUCUUCGACGCAGAUCCGUAGUGUCUCACAUAUAG